Messenger RNA from Gracilinanus agilis (Agile Gracile Mouse Opossum), 3213 nucleotides. RefSeq names its product mitotic arrest deficient 1 like 1 (gene MAD1L1). Lineage: Eukaryota; Metazoa; Chordata; Mammalia; Didelphimorphia; Didelphidae. Gene Ontology annotation, cellular component: mitotic spindle; nuclear envelope; kinetochore. The transcript is spliced from 19 exons. The record is from RefSeq and is a predicted model, not a curated record. Bases 187 to 2313 code for a protein of 708 amino acids. Gene Ontology annotation, biological process: attachment of mitotic spindle microtubules to kinetochore; mitotic spindle assembly checkpoint signaling.
GGUGGACUCGGGAGGAGAAGAGGGAGAUCUGAGCGGCGCAGCGGAGGCGGCGGCGGUGGGCGGCAGUAGACUUCGAGACUGUGGGGAAGAAGAGGGAGAGAAAUUCAAUGAAGAACUGGUCAAGAUUCCAAAUUAAAUCAACAUUUUAAUAUCUGGUGACUUGAAUACAAAGGAGGGAAGGUAAUCAUGGAGAAUCUUGAGGAAAAUACUGCUGUCCUUUCUAGCCUGAGGACUUUGGAAGACUUCAUUUCAAAACCAGAUGUGGAAGGAGGAUCUAGCCUGAAUGUACAGUAUCAGCAGAGCAUGCAAUUGGAAGAAAGAGCUGAGCAGAUCCGUUCAAAGUCUCACCUUAUCCAGGUAGAACGGGAGAAGAUACAGAUGGAGUUGAGCCAUAAAAGGGCUAGAGUUGAACUUGAGAAAGCAGCAACAACCAAUGCCAGGAAUUAUGAGAGAGAAGCUGACCGCAACCAGGAGCUCCUGACCCGUAUCAAACAGCUCCAGGAGAGAGAAGUGGAAGUGGAGAAUAAAUUGAAGGAACAGACUGAAAUCAACAGGUCGUGUAAACAGAAUCUGGACACUGUAAAUAAGAAGCUUCAGGAGAAAGAGAACAAGUUAGCUGAAGCUAAUGAGACCAUCAGUGAGUUAAAGGGGAAAAUUUCUGAGUUGCAAUGGAAUAUAAUGAACCAGGAGAUGCAAGUGAAGAAUUUGGAAUCCCAGAAGCAGGAGCUGAUGGAGCAGUUAGAUGUGCAGAACAAAAAAUGUCAGGAAACCAACCAGAGAUUCCAGGAGCUCCAAGCAAGUCAGUGUCUUAUUGUUGACUAUGAACAGAAAAUCAAAGAACUAGAGCAGAAACUAUCACUGCAGGAGCAGGAUGCCGCCAUUGUGAAGAACAUGAAGUCAGAACUCGUACGAUUCCCAAAGAUGGAGAGAGAAGUGAAGCAACUAAGGGAGGAAAAUGCCUACUUGAGAGAAAUGAAAGAGAACAAUGGUUUGUUGAAAGAAGAAGUAGAAGGGCUUCAGAGAAAACUGGAACGUCAUGAGAAGCUACAGGAAGAUAUGGUGGCCUUGGAAUUAGAGAAGGAGAGACUGCUGGAAAAGCUGAAAAGCUGGGAGAGAACAGACCAAACCAUGGGCUUAAGUAUCAGGACCCCUGAAGAUCUCUCCAACUACAUUGUGGCCCUGCAACAGAGGGAGCUUGAAUUGACAGACAAGAGCACCAGCAUCACAAGCAGUGCUCGUAUAUUGGAAAAGAUGCGUCAGCAGUUACAAGAAGAUUUACUUAAGGUCCAGAGUCAACUGGUAGAUGAAAGGAAGAAGCGGGAGUACAACGAAGGCCUCGCUCGGCGUCUUCAGAAGCGAGUUUUCCUUUUGACAAAGGAGCGAGAUGUAAUGAGAUCUAUCUUGAACUCCUUUGAAAAUGAUCUGUCCCCAGCAGAGCACUCUCCCCAGUUGACCCUUCAAGUCCGUGAAGCUGAGGAAAUGGUGCAGAAUUUGCAUGCUCAUUCUGCUGAGAUGGAGGUUCAACUAUCUCAAGCCCUAGAAGAAUUAGGGGAACAGAAAGGAAGAGCUGACAUGUUGGAGGUGGAGCUGAAAAUCUUGAAGUCCCAGACCGGUUCAGUUGAUCAGAGCUUGUUUGUGUCCAAUGAUGAGUUGAAUGCCCUCAGGUUAAAGGUUGAGGAGCUGGUGACUGCACGAAAUCAGUUAGAAGAGGAGAAGAAAAAUCUUGAGAUGCAGCUUGAGCAAUUGACCCUCCAGGGUUACUAUGACCAGAGCAAAACAAAAGUGAUCCACUUGAGUAAGAAUCCAGCCAGCCUUGCCAAAGGACGGCUCAAGAUGGAGCAGCAGCAGCUGCAGGAAGAGUGCCAGCAACUCCAGGAGCUGGUCCGGGUCCUAGAAGGAGGUGGCUCCAUUCCCAACAAAUUGGAAGUAGUUGGAUGUUUGCAGCCUUCACAGGAGAUUUCAGAUCUGAAGAAGCAAUUGGAAAGUGCUGAACUGAAAAAUCAACGCCUAAAGGAGGUUUUCCAGACCAAGAUCCAAGAAUUCCGUAAAGUCUGCUAUACCCUGACAGGCUACCGUAUAGACUUCACCACCGAGAACCAGUACCGCCUCACCUCUAUGUAUGCAGAGCACAAAUCAGACUGUCUCAUUUUUAAGGCCUCCAGCCCCUCAAGAACCAAGAUGCAACUUCUGGAGACAGAGUUCUCUCGCACCAUCCGUGAGCUCAUCGACCUCCACCUGCUGCAGCAGGACAGCAUCCCUGUGUUCCUCAGCUCAGUGACCCUUGACCUCUUCAGCCGCCAGACAAUCACCUAAGGCAGCCUGCCUUGUUGGGAUUCCAGUGCCUUAAGCAGCCCAGAGGCCACAGAGCUUUAGCCUACCCAUACCCCCACCCUCCACUCCCCUCCUCAUUGUACUCCCUCCAAAGGUUUAAAAUAUCCCCCAUUUUCAAAUUGAUUUUAUUGAAAAGGAUAAGGAGAGAGCAGGUGACCUUGCUUUUUUAGAUCCCAUUUGUCUCACCUCUCACUGAUGUCCCAAACAUCCUUUCCUGUCCGACUUGACCUAAUCCUGUCACCUUAGUUUUUGAUAUAUACAUAUCACCAUCUGUCGCUUCCCCAGAUAUUACCGCAGAACAGUGCACACUGCUAUCUCCAGGGCCUCCUCUCUUUCUCCAUCCUCUUUCCUGGGUUGUUUUCCUUGGCCCCAACAGAUGGUGAUAGCCCCAGAAGCUAAUUGAUGGCAUCUAUGAGCCCAUUCCUCAGGGAUCUCCCCCAUUACGGGCACUAGCAGCCCCCCAAAACUUAAAUCACUUGCAAGAACAGACCCACCUCAAUGCAGGUGACCUCAGGGGCCUUAAUUUCUUGUUCUUUGAGGUGACACCUUAUCAAGACCCAGUAAAAGAUCGCCUCCAAUCCAGUACUUAUCCGUGGUUAUCCAGGUCUCCUCCUCUCACUUCAGCGUGCCUUAUAGAUGGAGUUUUUUAUCCCGUCUGGUCUUCAAGCCAGAAUCUAGAAGGUUGAGGGGUGAAGCGAUUGCCCUGGGACCCUGUGGACAUUCCCCCCACCCCCCACCCCAGCCUUUGCCACCCCCAUCACUGCAGUCCCACCCCUCCCUACCCCCAAGAUCUGCCUCCUCCAUCAGCCCAGCCUGGGAAUCUGGGAAAUAUUAUCUACUGCUGAAGCAUUUGUUUAUCAUUGCACAAUAAAGUUUUCUUCC